Messenger RNA from Xyrauchen texanus (razorback sucker), 1631 nucleotides. Its product is annotated as membrane-spanning 4-domains subfamily A member 4A-like. NCBI's taxonomy places the organism in Eukaryota, Metazoa, Chordata, Actinopteri, Cypriniformes, Catostomidae. The record is from RefSeq and is a predicted model, not a curated record. Bases 312 to 962 code for a protein of 216 amino acids. The transcript has 7 exons. Gene Ontology annotation, cellular component: membrane.
UUCAGAAAAAUAAAGACCUGCUAAGUGCAGUCAGAGAGCUUUAAACUUACACAAUUGCAUGUUAACUAAUAUUUUAUCAGUAAACUUAAACUGUGUAGCUGAUGCUUUUUCUUAGUCUCAGUUUAACACAAUGAGAUAGUCUACACUUUAACACUAGUAAGACACCGGACACAUUAGGCUAUCACUUAACAAAGAUAAACUUCCUGCAUAAAGUAGGCACCUCCUUAAUAGUUCUUCAGCUUCAGUCCACCUGAGCAUACACUAUCAGAACAUAUAAACAACAACCUCAACAAAACACAUUUCACUUCAGAAUGUCCAGGAAGGUCAUAGCAACCGACAACUCUACAGUUGUUAUUCGAAUAAAUCCACAAGUGGGGAGUGUUGUUAUUUCUGAUGAUGGACAAGAAGAAAAAGAACCAUAUCACAAUACAGUUUUUAAAGGAUUCCUUAAAAUACAACCAAAGGCAUUGGGGAUUGUCCAGAUAAUGAUUGGAGUAACAAUCUUCUUAUUUGGCAUUGUACUCAACAACAAUACCUAUCUUGAUAACAUAUCUGUCAACAGUGGCACAACCCGCUGGACAUCCCUCACUUACAUCACUGCUGGUUCUCUGUCUGUUUCUGCAGAAAAUAAACUUCAUUUGUGUCUGGUGAAAGCCUCUCUUGGAAUGAAUGUGCUCAGUGCCAUAACUGCUGGGAUAAACAUAAUUCUGAUCUCCAUAGAUAUAACAGCACUGUCUUCAACUAGGCAGCGUUGUGUCGACAAUGACAGUACUGCAAAUUACUAUGACACGUCUGCCUGUAUAUAUUUUGAGACUCUCAGUCAUGCAGUCAUCGGAACAUUUUUGGUCUUCUCCAUCCUUCUGCUCAUCAUCUCUAUAUGUAUCUCAGCAUUUGCCUACAAAGCCACCUGCAGCAGUGACUCCAAUGAGGACAGUGUUUCACUAAAUCAUCAGAGACCCUGAGUCACAGUAAGGAGUUCCUACAGUGCAAAGGUUGCAAAGAAUUCAUUUCUCAUAUUGUUACUUAUGAUUACUCAAGUUGUUUUAGUAAUUUUCUUCUAAUGUUUUAGUCAUCUGAGCAGAAAUAUGUAUCAGUAACAACAGAGAAAUAAUAUUUGUAUAUGGCCACAUGAUAUUCUUUGUUCAGUCAAGACCUUAUGUACCGUAUGUAUUUUUACUUCUCAAAUGUUUGACAUGGACCAAAGGUUGUAUUCUUUUUUCCAAAGUUUGGAAUGAGCUGCAUAGCCUGUACUGUAUCAUGGACUUGUAUGUUUAGUCUAUAGCGAUGAUACCACACUGAUGCAGAGUAAACCCACAUAAACACCAAGCAGUUUUUUGACUCCAGAAUGCAAUGUCUAAUGUUCUGAAGUAAAUAUGGUAGAUAUGCAAUAAUUCUGCUUUUAUUGAUAGCCAGGCCCUUUUAAUUUGAUCCUAAAAAUAGGUAGACAUGCACAGAAUUAGUCUGACUGAGCAGGUUUCCUUUAAUAGUGUAAUAGUAUAUACAUUUUUUGCUACUCUUGUCAAGGCUGUUUAAUAAAAAAAAAACAUAAUCUAAUGUAUUUGAGAACAGAUUUUGAUAAAGUAAAACAUGUCAUGACACAUGCUACUGUAUAUGAAUGUGAUAUGGGGUAA